Messenger RNA from Leucoraja erinaceus (little skate), 3090 nucleotides. RefSeq names its product gap junction delta-2 protein. The record is from RefSeq and is a predicted model, not a curated record. Gene Ontology annotation, biological process: cell communication. Gene Ontology annotation, cellular component: connexin complex. The transcript has a single exon. The coding region runs from base 1466 to 2545 and encodes 359 amino acids. NCBI's taxonomy places the organism in Eukaryota, Metazoa, Chordata, Chondrichthyes, Rajiformes, Rajidae.
AAGAAACUGUGCCUGAAUCUGGAAGGAAACAACAAUCAAGCAGGACUUAACACACUUAUGUUAAGAACAUAUAAGUUAUAAUAUUUUUGUUAGCUAUAAAUGGUCUGUAUUAUCAUCUGUGGAGAACAUGGAUAGGUGACGUUUCAGAGUGUUGGAGUAACUCAGUGGGUCAGGCAGCAUCUGUGGAGAACAUGGAUAGGUGACGUUUCACAGAGUGUUGGAGUAACUCAGUGGGUCAGGCAGCAUCUGUGGAGAACAUGGAUAGGUGACGUUUCACAGAGUGUUGGAGUAACUCAGUGGGUCAGGCAGCAUCUGUGGAGAACAUGGAUAGGUGACGUUUUGUGUUGGGGCCCUUCUUCAGACUGUUCGAAUUGUCACCUAUCCAUGUUCUCCAGAGAUGCUGCCUGAGCCACUGGGCGCAUGGCCUAUGUAGUUCCUUGUUUCUCUUUAGCAACUUUAAUGUUGAUUCAAUCUUCCUAAUUUAUCUGUGUAGGAAGGAACUACAGAUGCUGGUUUACACGAAGACAGCCACAAAAUGCUGGAGUAACUCAGCGGGCCAGACAGCAUCCCUGGAGAAAAAAGGAAUAGGUGACGUUUUGGGUUGAGAAGUUUCUUCGGACUGAGAGUUAAGGGAGCGGAAAACUAGAGGCAUGAAAAUAUAUUAAGAACAAAUUUAUGAAAGGCAUGAAAAGAACAAAUCAAAGCCAGCCAGAUGAUCAAGGUUGGGUGGAGCCCACAAUGGUCCAUUGUUGACCUGUGGAGAAGAUUCUCCUCGCGGGCUGAAUGGCCUAAUUCUGCUCCAAUGUGGGCAGCACGGUGGCGCAAUGGUGGAGUUGCUGCCUUACAGCACCAGAGACACGGGUUCAAUCCUGGCUUCGGGUGCUGUCUGUAUGGAGUUUGCACGUUCUCCCCGUGAUCUGCGUGGGUUUUCUCCGGGUGCUCCGGUUUCCUCCCACACUCCAACGAUGUACAGGUUUGCAGGUUAAUUGGCUUUGGUAAAGAUCGUAAAUUGUCCCUAGUGUGUGUAGGAUAAUGUUAGUGUGUGGGGUGAUCGCUGGUCGGUGCGGACUUGGUGGGCCGAAGGGCCUGUUUCCACGCUGUAUCUCUAAACUAAACUAAGCUAAAUUAAACUUAACUAAACUAAACUUAACUAACUGUAACUAAACUUAACUAGGCUAAACUAAAUUAAACUUAACUAAACUAAACUUAACCGUAACUAAACUUAACUAAGCUAAACUAAAUUAAACUUAACUAAACUAAACUUAACUAACCGUAACUAAACUUAACUAAGCUAAACUAAAUUAAACUGAACUAAACUAAACUUAACAACUAAAUUAAACUUAACUCACCUUAACUAAACUAACCUUAACUAAACCUAACUAACCUUAACUAAAUUUAACUUAACAUAACUAAACCAAAAUGUCGUGUGACCUUAUGAUUUGCUUUCUUCUCCCACAGAUAAACAAUGGGUGACUGGUCACUGCUUGGCCGACUCCUGUCGGAAGUACAGAACCAUUCUACAGUGAUUGGGAAGAUCUGGCUGACGGUGUUGUUGAUAUUCCGCAUUCUGCUGGUGACGCUGGUCGGUGAUGCGGUCUAUAGUGAUGAACAGUCCAAGUUCACCUGCAACACUCGCCAGCCCGGCUGUAACAACGUUUGCUACAACACCUUCGCCCCCAUCUCUCACCUCAGGUUCUGGGUCUUCCAGAUCGUGCUGGUGUCCACCCCCUCCAUCUUCUACAUUGUCUACCUCCUCCACAAAAUAGCAAAGGACGAACAGUACGAAAUGAACAAGGGGCAUCAGCAGGAGUCGCCAAGCGACCCCACACCUGGUGGGCCCCUCCUAGAGGAUGAAAUCCUGGCGCAAAGUUCCGAAGCCGUCAACCCUGGGGAGGCGGGACUGGAUGUAAGAUACGGGGAAUAUGAAAUGGAAGGCAUCAAGAGUAAUAAAAGUGGCGACCCCAUCUAUCUUUCAAACAAGGUUCUAUCAGUCUAUAUCAUCCACGUCAUGCUGAGAGCUGUUAUGGAGAUAAUCUUCUUAUUGGGACAGUACUAUCUAUAUGGAUUCAAUGUGCCUUGUUUGUUCGUAUGUUGGACCUAUCCUUGUCCGACCAAAACCGACUGUUUCGUAUCAAGGGCGACGGAAAAGACUAUUUUCUUAAACUUUAUGUUUUGUGUGAGUCUGGCCUGCUUUCUGCUGAACAUAGUGGAGCUGCACUACUUGGGCUGGGUCUACAUAGCUCGUGUCUUGUGCACAACCUGUUCACCUUGCUGCAAGAAGAGACAAGGGAGAGGACGGAGGCAACGUCCGCGGCAAAACCCCCUGCUCUUGGCGCUGAAGAAAUCGUUCUACGACAAUUUGAUGUUGAAGUCGUCGGCGGAACUACUGCAACACCGGCCAGUGUACCUGCCGCACCUGGCCUCCAUUUCAAUGGAAUCUGAAUCUAUAGAGAAAACUCGAAGAAGUUUUGACGGGAAGGAACAUAUAAAGAUGCAGCGCGCAAACCUAAACAGAUCCGCUAAAAGCAAGAAGGUUUGGAUUUAAAACGCCACAGAUUACACUUCUUCACGUUCAACGCCAGCACAAAAAGUAUGGUGGAAGUACAACAACUUAAAAGGACAUGUGAACACAAAAGAACUCAGAGUGCUGGAGUAACUCAAUGGGUCAGGCAGCAUCUCUGGAGUACAAGGAUAGGUGACAUUUCGGGACGGGACCCUUCUUCAGACUGAAACGUCACCCAUUCCUUCUCUCCAGAGAUGCUGCCUGUCCAGCUGAGUUACUCCAGCAUUUUGUGUCUAUCUUCGGUUUAAACCAGCAUCUGCAGUUCAUUCCCACACAUACGACUUUUUAGUCAAAUUGCAUAAGGAAUUCCAAAGAGCAGGAAAUUAACUGAUAGAAUGAUCUUCUGGGAAAAAAAUAAUGAAGUCCUCAUUUCAUGAUAGAUUCCCACAUCCCUAGAAAAUAAUAUGACACGGUGGCGCAGCGGUAGAGUUGCUGCCUCACAGCGCCAGAGACCCGGGUUCGAUCCUGACUACGGGUACUGUCUGUACGGAGUUUGUACGUUCUCCCCGUGACCUGCGUGGGUUUUC